GAACCGCUAGGCUAUACCAAAUCAAGCAUCCAGCUCCAUCCACAAACAAGGCUAAGACAACCAACACCAUCCUCCAAACGCUCAAGACGUAGGUUCCCGGGCGGACAAGACAUGAGCUUUCAAGCGCCUCCAAGCCCGAACCCCCACGAUCCAUCAUUAUCCUCACCUUCUUCUCCCGCGCCUGUGCCAUCUCCAACGUCUACGGCGCGUCACUACCAGCAGCAACAACAGUACCAACAGCAGCAGCACUCCCCGCAACCGCAGCAUCAGUGGCAGCAGCAGCAGAUCGCUAUGAUGAAUGGUAUGAAUGGGACGAACAUGGCUGCCGGGAUGCCUGUUCCUACGCCUGCGGGCCACCAAGCUGAACUUAACUACAUCUAUGGUAUGGUUGAGGAGCUCAGCCGCCAACUUGCAGAGAACCGAAGAGUUACAGAAGAUAUUGUCAAUGGUUUAGGACGAGUGAGGAACAGGGCGAGGGCACAGGGGGUCAGCAAUUCACAAGUCAUUGAAAAUGCUGCCGAUGAUAUAAAUGGCCAAGAACAAAACAUCGACGUUCUCGUAUCCCUCCUCACAGAGUCUCUCGAAAAGGCAAAGUUCAGCCGUGACGCUAAUGCCAAACUCCUCUCGCAAUACGCCAACGCCAUGGCAAACCUCCUUCGACAAUUCCACGAGUACAAGACAAAGCACGUCAGCGACGUAGCAGCCUGGCACCGCUCCUACCGUAAGCAACUCGCCGAUGCACGCGACGAGAACGCUCGUCUUCGCGAACAAAUCUGGCAGAUGCAAGCGCACGCAGGCCGCGCCAACGAAAGCCUCCGCGAGUACCGGCGCAAGUACGACGAAGACGAAGGUCGCUGGAACAAACUCGUCGAUGAGAAGGCACAUCGUCAGGAGUUGCGGUUCUGGAAGCGCAUGGCUAUGCCUGAACUCGAUGAUGAUGAUCCAUACUGGAGUGACGAUGAUGAUAUUAUCGAUCCGGCUGAAAAGCAAAGGCUGCAUGAACUGGACCUUAAGGCGGCGCAGGAGCAGCUGGACAGUCAGGCGGAGGAUAGUGAUGGGCAGGGUCCGCCGCCUCAGCUGCCGCUACCGGGUAUGGGGAUCGGGAUGGGCAUGAUGGGAGGUAUUCCGAUGCAGAGAGAGGAUUCCGGGGCUUCGCAUGGUGUACCUGCGCUGCCACCUCGGCCGUCGAGUGCGGCGUCAAGUACAGGGUCGACGGGGCAGUAGGGGGGAGUUUUUGAAGGGCACGGAGACGACUUGAAAAAAUGGGAAUGUUUUGAUUUAGCGAUACCCAAGACAUGAAUGGAUAUGUACUAUAGGAAUAAAUGGAUUUUAUGUGUUAGCAAUAUGCUAUUGCAUGGCUUUCCUGAGCAUCAGGAGCCACGAAGAAUGAAGCGGUAUCUUGC
Fusarium odoratissimum NRRL 54006 is the source of this 1403-nucleotide messenger RNA. RefSeq lists its product as uncharacterized. The transcript has 2 exons. The coding region runs from base 112 to 1224 and encodes 370 amino acids. The record is from RefSeq and is a predicted model, not a curated record. NCBI's taxonomy places the organism in Eukaryota, Fungi, Ascomycota, Sordariomycetes, Hypocreales, Nectriaceae.